CUUGGUUGCGUGGGAUGUUUGACAAAGCUGCACAUUAUAUGAGCAUACAAUACAGCUGCACAAAACUUGACUCGCGGCAUUUGCGUGCAUUUUUGCUCCUACCAUGGAGUGUAGUUGCGCAGUAUGUCGUUUGAUUAAUAUAGCGUCGAAAUAUCUUGGGCUUUGCUCGUCUUGGCUUGGUUUAGGCCUUGUUUGACGCAGUGUGGAGCCGCUUCAGCGGAGAGCAAUGGAGCCUUACAAGCUAACGACCAAUCGGCCUCCACUCUCGGAUAGCCUUGGGCCUCCUGGCUUUCACCCGCUCAUACCGGGCCAAUGCCCUGAGGACCGGCUCACCGCUGUGCUGGCGCAGCAGGGCUAUCGGGACGAGCAGCCCGAGUACGGUGUUGAUGAGGCCAACGAUUCGCUGUUCUCGCUGUACACGGUGCUGUCCAACAAUGCGGCGGCGCACAGCGGCGCGGCGACCACCGGGGGGGCCUUGGGUGCGCCCGGUGGGACCGGCCCGCUACCGCCCCUGGUGGCGUCUGCAGCGAACCUGCAGCGGACGACGUUGUCUAUGCUGGAGGUGGUGCAGAAGCAGCGGCUUGCAGCAGUUCACGAGCAGCAGGACUCCUCAGCAGCAAUCGCUGGGGGACAGCCGCAGCCCAGCCAACAGCCCUCCACACCCGGGCCGCGGGCAUCGCCGCCGCCGCCCUCGCCACCACUGCGCCGGCCUCGGACUCCUGCAGCGGUCGGUGUCUUGAGCAGCGGCGUGGCGCCUGCGGCCACGCUGGCUGCGGCGGCAAGCUCGCUGCCGGAACUGCACCUGUCUUCGGACGUGGGGCGGCGGCUGUGGGUGUCAGCGCUCGCGGGGGCGGCGCCGCUGGGGUAUCUGGCGCAGACCACACCGACGUUGCCGGACAGGCGCAUGAUGUUCGCGCUGCUGUGGCAAAACGCGGUGCCCAUGCCGCGCGCCGCCUGGUUCUGCCGCGUGCUUUAUACGCACCUGGCACGACAGCAGCUGCGGCCGUUACCGCCGCCGCCGCCACUACCAGCCGGUGGAGGCGGCGGAGGUGGCGGUGGGGGAGGCGGCGGCGGCGGCCGUGAUGGGGACCGGGGCGGCGGCGGCGCGCAGGGCGGAAGCGCAGGCGGCGGCGGUGGCGCGUCGUCGGCGUUUGCCAACAGCGCGGCAGCUGCAGCUGCAGCGGGCGCGCAGGCAAUAUCGGCUUCGCUUGCCACCACACGUGCCGCUCUGUGGACUGAGCAGCUCCUUUCUUACAUCGACACCCAGGUCAGCGCUGCGGCGGCUGCCGAGGCGGCGGCUGCGGGCGGGCAGGGGAAUGCAGGGGCUUCAGCCGGGGCCGCAGCGUACACGGCGGCCGCCGCCAACCUGCGAGUCACCAGCCCCACCGCGCCCACGCCGCUCACGCCUCUUGACUACGCCUCAGCUGCCUCGCCCAGCGCCACCAGCCCAGAGUGGCUAGGCGUGGACGACCUGGGCGGCGGCGGCGCCGCCGGGGCCGCCGACCCCCGGGCUCGGCUGUUGGACUACCAGCCCGGCGCUGCGGUGAUGUACGGCGUGCGGCUGGCGGGCGCCACGUUUGCGGAGGGCAUGCUGGACGCGGCCCGGCUGGCAGAGUGGGCGGCGGCGCACCUGGCGGCGGUGUCGGCGCUGCUGUCGGGGCCGGCGCUUCCACCGGCGCCGUCAGGCGGGACUGCCGCUCCUUCCCCCUCUCCUGCUGGGGCUGGGGCCGGCGCGGCGGCUGCUGGGCAAGGCGCAGCUGCAGCCACGGGAGCUGCCGGGUCCGGGGCCGGGGGGCUUAGGCCGCUGACGCCCUCGGAGCAGCUGCGCGCGCAGGCGGCGCUGCAGCUGGUGCUGGGCUGCCUGCCCGACCUGGUGCAGUCGCAGCUGCACGUGCGGCGCCUGGUGGACGCAACCCUAGAGCUGCUCAUGGCGGCGCGCGCGGCCAUGCCGGCUCCGUCCGCAGCUUCCGCCGGGGCAUGGGCGGGCGCGGGGGCGGGGACAGCGCCGGGGCAGGCGGCAACACCAGGCGACGCCGCUGGGUCAGCUGCCUCGCCGCCAGGUCACAGCUCGCCACCCAAUGCAGCGUCGCCGGCGUUGGGCACGGGGGCGACGGCAUUUGGGUCUUCGGCAGCGGCAGCUGCGGCCAGCUCCGCCGCAGGCGGCACCAGCGGCUUGGGCUCCUCUUCCAUACCCGGUCUGGACCCCGGGACGGUGCACAUGGCGCUGGAUGUGCUUGAAGGCUGCGCGCGGGAUGCGCCGGCGGCAGUGCUGUCGUUGGACUCGCUGCCGCUAGUGGUGCGGGCGCUGCGGGCGCCGUGGCCGCUUCCGGCGGACGCCGAUGGCGGCGGCGGCGCUGGGGCGUCCGUCAUGGGCAUACCGCAGGAGGCCGGCGACGGGUCGGCCGCGGUGGUGCUGGAGACGUGCCCGCGGCGGCGCGCGGUGGCGGACAAGCUGUCAGCGGCGCACGGGGGCCUCGCCACCUCUGUAAACACCAGGCUCAUCUCCUUCAACGUCGUGGCGGCGCUGCGGGAGCUUGACCGCGCCGCAGCCGCCGGGGACAUGGAUGCGGGCAUGCGGCCGCUCGCCGCCGCGGUCGGCGGCGCCGGCGACUUCGCGCGACCCGGCGCUGCAGUUCAGCUGCUGGCGGACUGGGUGGUCGGCCUGCCCGUCGUGGCCCCGUCUGCGCUGGUGCCGCCACCGCAGGCAACGCAGCCGGCGGGUGUUGCGGGUGCGACUUCCAACCACCCGCAAGCGGCGGAGCAGGCAGAUCAAGGGCUGGCGGUGCGGACGGCGUUUGCCUGCCGGCUGCUGCCGCGACUAGCCGCCGAGUGCCGACGCUGCCGUGCGGACGCCGCAGCGGUGGUUGCACGUGGUCUGCCGCCGCCACCGCUCGUGGCAGCCAUCAGUGUGGGCCCUGCCGCGACUGGGUCCUCAGCUACCCCUCCUCCGGGCAUGGGCACCGGACCAACUGGCUCGGGCGCCAUUGGGCUCGGGGCUGGUGGCUUGCGAAUGGGCGCGGGAGCAGGCGCUGCGGCAGGCGGUGCCGGAGGCAACGGCGCUGGAGCCGGAGCCGGGGCCCCAGGUGGCAAUAGCACGUCUCCAAGGGGCCCUGCCGGCUCCAUAGGUGGCACGGGGGCCGGCGGCACAGCAGACGCCGGUGGCGGCAUGGGCGGCACCGCCCCUCCCCUGCAAGACGCAAUCGUGCAGUGGCUUAUCAGCCGGCCGGGGCCCUGGCAGCGCCAGCAGCAGCCGCCAGCUACGGGCCAUGACUGCGGCUGCACCAGCACUGCAGCAGCCGGCAGCGGCUGGGAGGAGCUGCACGUGCGGCGGAGCGUGCAGCUCCUGGUUGCGAUGACGGAAGUGGGCGUGUUCUCGCCGGCGGCCUUCGUUCAGGGCCUGCUUAUUCAGGGCGUAUUCGACGCGCCUGCAGUCCUGGGUGACCCGUCGUCAUCAUCAACAUCUGCUGCAGAUGGCUGGGGAGGUGCCAUGGCCGCAGAGCCGGCUCCUAGCAGCGGAGGCAGGUAUGACGGCCCUGGUGCACUGGGCAGCUCCUUCGGUACUGAGGACAGCGACGCAUGCAGCAGCCGUGAUGCAAGCGACGGAAGCGUCAGGUACAGCCGGCGGGACGCGGCGGCGCUUGUGGUGUACCUGCAGCACCUGCACCCGCUGCUGCUAUUGGCGCUGGAGGAGCAGGCGGCGGCCUCGGCGUCCGCGGCGACGGCACGGCCAGGCGGCCGCCGCGCGCUGGGCGCCAGCGUGGGGUCAGCGAGCACGGGGCGCGGUGGGCCCGGUGGUGCUGCGGGCGGCAUUGGCGUGGGGAGCGCAUUGGCUGGCGGCGGCGGGCCUGUGGGCGGUGCCGCGUACGGCAAGACUCGCAAGAGCUUGCUAUCUCUCGCGGCGUACCAGGGAUUGCUGCCACAGAGGGCAGCGGGUGUGGAUGGGCAACCAGCUGACGCACGGGGCAGCAAGCGCCGGCGGCGGAGAAAGCUGGAGAACGGGCCUGUCGGCCCCGGGCCGGGCGGCGGGGUUGGAGGUGAGGGAGGCGAUGCGAAGAAGCGGCGGCGGCUGGGUUCGGUCGGGAACGGCACGGGGUCGGCUGCCACCCCCACUGGCGCCGCCAGCUCCCCAGGCUGCCCUAGCCCACCGACCACGGCUCCUGGCACACCGGGGCCGGGGCCGAGCGGCCCUACCCCAGCAGGCGGCGCUGGCGCGGCAGCGCCGUCGGACACCAGUGCCUUUGAGCGUGUGCUGGCAGCAGCGGUUCGGUCCCUCGAGUCGCUGACAAUGCUGUCAACAGGGACUGGUAGCAGCGCUGCUGCUGGACGCGCCAGGGCGGCAGGGCGGGGCCCGAACGCUGGGUCUGGCCGCCCUGCCUCCCCUGGCCGCCCCGCCUCGCCAGGGCUCGCGCCUUCUCCCGGGCCGCCCGCCUCGCCUGGGCUCCCAGCUUCACCCAGCCCUGCCGCGUCGCCGCCGCUGCCCGAUGCAAUGGACCUAGACGGCGGCGCGCCUGCCGCUGUUGCGGCCGCUGCUGGUGUCGCAGGUCCACGGCGGACCGGCCCCGCAGCGGCCCGCCCGUCCUCGGCGACUCGUGGUGUUGAUGCAGACUUGCUGGCGGACGUACGGCAGCUGAGGCCAUGGCAGCAGCGGCUGGUGGCGGCGGCUGUGUGCCGCCACGUGAACGCGGUGCUAGCGGCGGCGCAGCUGCCGGCGGCGCCAUUGGGCGCCGCGGCGCCGCUGUUAUCGUUUCCGUCGGCGUAUGCGCGGCCUUGUGCAGCGGUGGCGCUGGCCAAGCCUGCAGACGGGGCGGCUGCUGCUGCUGGCGCGGCGCCCUCGGGCGUGGGCGCCCCGGCCGGAGCGGACGUGGCGACAGUGCUGGCUGUCGGCGGCGGCUCCAACGCUGUCAAGCACGGGGACACGUGGCUUUUACGGUGUCUGGCGCUGUUGGAUGCGUGUCAGGUGUGGUCGGUGGGGCCGCAGCUGCUCAUGCACCUGACGGCGCUGCACGUGGAGGCGGCGGCGCAGUGGGCCACCAGCGGGGGGCCCGGUGCAGCAGGCCCGGCUGCGGCUGCGGCUGCGGCCGCAGCCGCGCUUGAUGGCGGCGGCGCGUCGCUGCUGUGGCACCGCUUGCGGCUGCAGCCAAGUGUCGUGCUGUGUUCACUGGAGUCCGUGUCGAGCCGGCUGGUGUGUGGCGGCAUGCUGUUGCCGGCGCUGGACAUGCUGACCACGUGGAGCAUGCGCUACAGCGCGGGCGCGGCGCCGGGGCGGCGCUACCUGAGCCGCGCAGUGCAGGCCGCGGGCGUGCUGGCGGCGGCGGGCGCGGGGGCAGACGUGGCGGGGGUGCGCCAGUGGUGGGAGCGGUUGCAGAAGGUGGACUCCUCGCACGGCCAGCAUUGGCUGGUGAGUGACCUGCAGCCCUACAUGCAGGGCGUGGCUAGUGCCUCAGCCGCCUCGCCCGGGGCAGGAGCCGGCAGUGCCGUCGGCGGCAGCGCAGCAUCCGCGGCAACAGGUCAGGCGAACUCGCCCGGCGGUGGCGCCGGCGGUGGCGCCGCUGCCGGGCCGCCGCCGGGGCUGCCUCAGCCGCGGGCCCACUUGCUGCGCGCGGCGGAGAUGGCGUCGCAGCAGCUUGCGGCGGCUCGGGGCGGGGCUGCGCUGGCGCGCUGGCGGGCGGUGACGGAGGCGUGCGCGCCGCUGGCUUCCGCGCUUGCCACCGUCCUUGGCGGCGGCAGUGCUGCAAGCGGGAGAGGUGGUGCGAGCAGUCCUGCUGUGCCAUCUAGCCCUGAGAACACUGGCACUGGCGAGGCACCCAGUCCUGGCGCUGCGGCGCUGGACUCGACGGAGAGGCUGCGGGCGGCGGCGCGGCAGGUGGGCCGCGCGCUAGCGAGCUUGUGCGCGACGGGCGGCGGCGGCAGCAAUCCUUCCGCAGAGCUUGAGGCAACGCUGCUCCCGGUUGCGGGCGUGCUGCAUGCCUGGGUCCGCGCCUGCUUCGUCGCGGCGCCUGGUUCUGGCAGGGGCGGCGGCCGCAGCUCCCCAACGCAGCAGGCCUCGCCCGGCGGUGCCUCGCAGCAGGGAGGAGGUGGCUCGCCGCCCCAGCAGGGCGCAGGCAGCGGCGGCGCCGGCGCGCGGGCAACGGGGCUUCGCGGCUCGGCGCUUGCGUGGGCGGUGGCAGCAAGCGGCGCCAUGCUGUGCGUUGAGUCGUUGAGGAGCGAGCUGUCGGCUGCGACAGGAAGCUCGGCGGAGCAGCGGCUUCAUCGCGCGCUGCUCGCAGCGGCCUGCGCCGCGCUAAGCGACCCAUCUGGCGUGGCACAGGACGCCGUGGCCGCGUUCCCUGAAGUCAGCGGCCGCGGUCAGAGCUCGCCACAGAGGUCGCGCCCAGGUGUGGGCGGUGGCGGCGGCGCCGCGCCCGCCGGCCUGGGCCUGCCUCCGGGCGUCGCCGCGGCCUGUGUGCAGGAGGGCGCGCUGCGCCUGCUGCUCUGCGCCAUUGCGUUUGGCCAUGUGACGCUGGUUGAUGCAGUGGCGCUGCUCGGCCAGGACCCGGCACCGCCCUCGGCUGCUCCUGGCGCUGGCGGCGGCAGGGGCUACCACGACGGCAUCGGCGGCCGGACGUUCGGCGGCGGCGCCAGUGCGUCGGCGGCCGCCUCGGCCUCUUCGCCGUCUGCCACGUCCCUGUGCUGGGAUGCGGGCCUGUGUCGCAAGGCGCUGCUGGGCCCGCCGCAGGGACAGCCGGGCUGCUACUGCCGCGGUGAGGCGGCGCUACGGCAGCGGCUGCAGGCGGCGCUGCCACUGGACGUGGUGUGGGGCUGCGUGUCGGACGUGCUGGCGAGGGCGGUCCUGGUGCCGCCAGCGGACGGGGCUGGCACCACCGGCGGAUCCGCCGCCCUCGCCUUGGAUGGCAGCAGCGACGCGGCGGCACGGGAGGUGGCGGCGGCGCUGGUGGCACACCCGCCGCUGCGCUACUGCCUGCUGCAGGACGCCCGUGCGCUGCACGAGCGGCUGUGUGCGCCCGCAGCGGUGCAGGCGGCCGCCGUGCUGCUGUCCGCCGCCGUGCCGGGCGCCGCCCUGGCCGCGUCCAGCGGCAUCCAUUCCUCCGUGGACUCUGCCUUUGCGCAUGGUGCCGGGGCCGGUAGCAGCGACGUGGGGCUGCAGCUGCGGCUGCCGCAGCGGCUGGUGCUGGUGUCGCUGGCGGCGGGGCAGCUGGUGCCGCUGGCGGCGGCGGUGGCGCACGAGGCGGCGGUGGCGGCUGCGGACGGAGACGGAUUGCUGGCCACGGCGCUGCCCUCGCUGGAGCCCGGCUGCUUCCCCUUCAUGUGGCUGCUGCUGAGGCUGCUGGUGGACGAGCAGGCGCUGCAAAUGGCAGUAAGCGGGGGCCGAAGCAGCGACCGGCGAGGCCUCCGUGAGGCUCUCGAGUCCGCCAUAGUGCCGCCAUCCGUAGAGGGUGGCGGCGCAGGCGGUAGGGAUGGCGGCGGCCGCGGCUCGUCCUCCGCAGCUGGCGGCGGCGGCAGCACAGGCGGUGGCGGCGGGUCUGGCGGCGCCACCGGCAGUGGAGAGCUGCGUGGCGCGGACAAGGCGUUCUGUGACGCGGCGCUGGUGGCGCUGCUGGCGGCGCCGGGUAGGGCGGAGCUGUUUGCUGAGCUGGCGUGGCAGCUGGGCCGCGGCGUUGGGGACUACCUGCUCAAGUCGACUGACUGGCUGCUGCAGGACCGCAAGGGCGAGCAGCUGCAGGGCAACGCCACCCUGGCGCAACUGGUCGCACGCCUGGGCCGCAAGCACCAGCAGCAGCUGCAGGCGGCGGCGGCAGCUGCGGCAGCACAGCAGCCCUCCCUGGGAGGAGGAGGAGGCGGCCUCACAUCCAUGAACUCGGGUGGGCCCGGUGGUGCGACGCCUGGCGGCAUGGACGGCCAGGGCGGCGGCAGCCGGGCCGCAACGCCGGGCGACGGGGCAGUCGCGAUAGGGGCAGGGUCUGGGCUGGGUACAGGAAUCACGGCUGCCUGCCCGCCACCGUUCGCGGUCGAGGCAGCGGUGGCGGACAUUGCGCUUGCAGGCCUGUACAAAGCGGGAACCAUGCGACAGCGGGAGUUUGCUGGGGAGCUGGUGCGGCAGCUGGUGCGCAUGUCCGACGCGGUGCGGCGUGCCGCCCUGGCGGCGCCGUCAGCUGCAGCCGGGGGCAGCAGCGCCGGCGGCGGCACAGCAGGUGGCGCUGGUGCCGGGGGCGCGCAGGGCGGUGGUGCAGGUGGUGGUGGAGGUGGUGGCGGCAACCUGCCACCGCCGCCACCGUUGCCGCCGCCGCCACCGCCCGCGCCGGCGCUUGCUUCGUCAGGCCGCUCCCGUAGCCUAGGGGGGCCGUCAGGCACGUCAGGAGGCGGGCGCGGCGGCGGCAGCGCCGAGGACCAGGACGCGUUGGCUGCAGCCUUGGCCGCCGAGGCCGAUGCUGCGGGCGGAGGGGGCGGCGGCGACGCCGGGGAUGGCAGUGGGGCGGGCGGCGGCCGCAAGCGCGGCGGCAUGGGCUUUGGCAGCGGCCGCACGCGGCGCAUGGGCGGAGGCGGUGGCGGCAUCAUCGUGCGGUCGGACUCGAGAGGCGACCUGGCGGAGGCGCUGCGCAUAGGCUCGCCGGCGGCGCUGCAGGUGGCGCUGUGGGUGCGGGUGCGCGUGCUCAUGCCGCUGCUGCCACUCAUCUACAUGGACCGCGAGCCCGACCCGCGCCGCAACCUGCGCUUUCAGCUUGUGCCGGCGCUGCUGCAGCUGCUGGCUUCGCCGCUCAUCUGGGCGGCGCCGGCCGUGCCUUCCGCCGGCGGGGCUGUGCCAGUGGGCUCGGGCGCCUUUGCGGCUACAGCGGGGCUCGUGGGCGAUGGGGACGGGACAGGAGCAGGCGGGGACGGCGCGGCGUCGGCGGCUGCAGCGGCUGUGGCUGCGGCAGCGGCGGGCGAGGCGCUGCAUGAGCGGCUACUCAGCGUGCUGUGCGCGCUGGUGUCGGGGAGCUGGGCGUCGUGGCUGAAGCCGCCAGGGCAGAAGAAGCUCAAGGAAGUCCCCCCGUACGACAGCGCCCUGCAGCUGCUGACGGACCUCGACCAGGCCAUGGCUGCAGCCACCACCGCCGCGACCGCCGCAGCAGUCGCUGCGUCCGCGGCUUCUUCCUGCCACGACGCCUCCUCUGGCGCCGCCGCAGCAGCAGCAGCCAGCGCGGCGGCUGCGGCAGCUGUCGCCAACCUGGGCUGCAUGCGAGAGCGCAUUGCUGCGGCCCUGCCGCUCGCGGGCGCCACGCCGCGCAUGUUCCUGCCGCUGCAGCCGGGCGCUGCCGCUGCACAGCAGGCAGCUGCUGCUGCGGCCGGAGCCGCGGCCUCUGUGCAGAGCGCGCCACACGGCGCCGGCGGCUCGGCGGCGGGCACAGCGGGCGGUGGCGGAGGUGGCGGCGCGGCGAGCCAGGGCUCGGCUGGCGACGCCGGGGCACACGGUCCCGGCGGCGGCGCGGGCAGCGGCACAGGCGCCGCCGUUGCCGUACCGUUGUUGGAGUUGGAUCCGGCGGUUGUGCUGCCGCUGGAGUCGUUGUCACAACCUGGUGACGUCACCGCGCAGCCGUACGGGCACCUGCUCCCACCUGCAGCUGGGCUGGCUAUGGCAGUUGGGCCGGCGGCGACGCCCGGGGGGCCAGCUACGGGGGGCUCGUCGCAGGCACCCGCUCCGGCAUCGCAGCAGGUGCCGCCUAUGGCGGGCGCGCCGCAAGCGGUACAAGCGCAGCAGCAGUACAGCAGCGCAGUGCUGUUGGCGGGGGCUGUGCGGCUGAGGCGGGACGCGCAUAUGCCGUGGCUGCCAUAAAUACGCGUAUGCCCCACGCUUCGGUAUCAGGAAGCAGCGCCGAGGCGUGUGGUACUCGGGUCUUGUGCUGGGUUUUGGAACAAGUGGGCGCCUCAUCUGCAACUCACUAAUAGGUGCACAUGCUGGUUGGUGCCAUACAGGUUGUGAUAGCAGGGGUACGUAACGAGGGAGCUAAAGGCAGCGUCUUUCUGUUGUCGUUUCUUGACUCUUUGGUGAGUUUGGAAAGGCCCGGACUGUGUGGCCGGCCGUGGCCGCAGGACUACCGUAGACUGCGUGCCGCGAGGGUGCGAGCGCAUCAAUUUCCCACGUGUGCCUGCCGCAGUGCGGUGCAGGCCCCUCGAGUGCCUUGAUUCCGCUGCACUGUGUGCGCCCGGCCCGCCAUGCCAAGGUGGCCAGGCGAAUGUCAAAGUCCGGGCGCUGUGAACCAUGGCUGGCUUCAAUAAUCAUUUGCGACGGGUUGCAUUAUUCGCUUUCUACUUAGUGUGGCCUGACACAGGGGUGUUGCGGCCACCAUGCGAAACGCCACUGCACUACUGGAAGGGCCCUCACUGCACGAUCGCACACAACCCUUGUUCUCCACUCGUUUUACACCACAGCACUACGCCUUCAAUCCAAUCUACAAUGUUGCA
Messenger RNA from Chlamydomonas reinhardtii, 10437 nucleotides. RefSeq lists its product as uncharacterized. NCBI's taxonomy places the organism in Eukaryota, Viridiplantae, Chlorophyta, Chlorophyceae, Chlamydomonadales, Chlamydomonadaceae. The transcript is spliced from 13 exons. The record is from RefSeq and is a predicted model, not a curated record. Gene Ontology annotation, cellular component: mediator complex. Gene Ontology annotation, molecular function: transcription coregulator activity. The coding region runs from base 227 to 9808 and encodes 3193 amino acids. Gene Ontology annotation, biological process: regulation of transcription by RNA polymerase II.